Molecule: messenger RNA, 1160 nt
Organism: Cuscuta campestris
Lineage: Eukaryota; Viridiplantae; Streptophyta; Magnoliopsida; Solanales; Convolvulaceae
Source: the annotation of a GenBank genome assembly
ACAUGAACUUCAACAGGAUGACCACCAUCAUUGAGGAUGAUGACGAUGAUGUCCAAGUCCUCAACUCCAACCGGUCUCCUCUCUCCAAGCCUCCCUCUUCUCCUUACUUCCCUGAAAUGGAUGGAGCCACAAGUGCCCGGUGUAGCCCUAUCCAGAGCCAAAAACUGAACUCUCCUCCAGCCACCCAUCUCUCCGAAAGUGACCGGGUCCCUUAUCCCAAGAAGGAUGUCAAGGCCAAAGGGAAGGGGACCGGUCAUUCUUCUUCUCAGAAAAGGAAGAGUUCCCACAAGACUUCCAGGGGGGAAAAGAGGAAGAAGGUCAGGCUAUCAGAUCUAGAAGGGGAGUCCAUUGAAGUGACUUUUUUAUCCUUGGCCCAGAAACUCAGCAAGGUUGGAGUUCUAUCCAAAGAAGUUGGCCGGUCACUCCUGGAGUCCAAGGACCAGGUCUCCGAACUUACCCUCCUUCUUGAUUCUGCCAAGUUGGAGAUCAAUGACCGGGCCGAGAGGGAGAUGAGACUUGAAGAGGAGCUGAAGGAAGAGAGGGCCAGGCUAGACGAGGAAAGAGCCAACCUGGUGGAGGCGAAGAGGAAGUUGGUAGAGCUGGAGGAUGCCUUGGCCCAAGCUGAAGAGAUUGCCCGGUCAAAGGAGCAAUCCUUUCCUGAUGAUGCUGCACGAUGGGCGGCCGGGCAUCAUGUCGAGACUGCCCGGUCCAUUCUAGUUGGGCCAGAGGAGACAAUGGCCUUCUUCAAGACCAUGUACAAGGAACCAGAGGGCAUGAGGAUGAUAACUGAGAUCGGGUCAUACGGCUUCCAGUGUGGCCAGAAGGAUGAGAGGUCCCUUCUCUAUGCCAGGCUCCAGAAGAGGGACCCUUCAUUUGACCCGGCCAAGAUGAAGCUUCCUCCUUUGUACAAGGAAGAGCCAGCCCCCCCUUUCCCUUUGUAGUAGGUUAGGGUAGAUAAUUUAAAAAACUUUGAAUUUUCCCAAGGCCUGGGGGAUGUCCGGCCUACUUCUGACUUGUUUAAUAUUGUCUUUUUUUUGGCAUGGUUUUCAAUUUACCGGCUUGUUUCUUCUUUCAGUUUGCAUGGUUGUCCUUUUCUAUGCAUGGUUAUUGCUUUUCUUUUCUUCUUCUUGAUCGACUUUGAAUGAACUUCCAAGUCAAUA